AUGUAUGAAGUGUAGGUUGAACAAGAGUAGACAGUAGUAAUACGAGAAACCAACAAAAAAAGAGAACAAUUCCGACAUGAUUUGAGAAGGAAAGCUUUAAAUGAGUAAUUUAAGAGAAAGAGAACGCCUGCAAAGGAAUUAGAUAUGUUAAAUAUACUUAAGAAACUUAAAAAUAAUGAGUCAGAACUAUGCAAAGUAUUAAGAUUAAUGCUGGAUGCAAAACUAGAAGAAAAUGAAGACAUAGCACAAUUUUUACGAGAAUUAUUACAAGAAAAUUUGAAUUAGGAAAUAAGAUAAUUGUGUAAAUCAUUGAUAAAUCUUAAAUUCUGUUGCAUUCCUUAACCUGCAAUCAAAAAUAGACAAUAACAUUGAAUGAUUUUGUAAAUAUAGCACUUAUAAAUAUUAUUAUUUGAA
Molecule: messenger RNA, 414 nt
Organism: Paramecium tetraurelia
Lineage: Eukaryota; Ciliophora; Oligohymenophorea; Peniculida; Parameciidae
Exons: 3
Source: RefSeq, a predicted model, not a curated record